UGACGUCACGUGAACUGCCCGUGUCCGUUCCAGCUGAGGGCGCGAGCCUGAGAGAGGACUGGAGGACGCGGCCCAAACAGACCCGAGCUCGUGCGCCCGUGACUCGCAUCCACCGGAUACAAAAAAAAAAAAAAAGUACAGACAGAGGAAGCGACCCCCGCCUCCUCCACCCCUCCUCCUCCUCCCAGCCUGACGGACAGGAGAGCGCGACAGCACAGGAGAGAACAGCAAUACAACUUGUCAUCUGACCAACACAGCCACUGCGCUCGGCUCUGCGUGUGUUUAUUCACACACUGUUUUCCCUACGGUGGCUUUGUUUUGACAGAGGAAGUGUUUCUUUGGGGAUCUCUGCACCGCCAACUCGGGAUAUUAUUCUUCAAGUUUUAAUUGUGACAUUUCGCUCACUGUAAGCGAUUUUCCAUUGUCGGUUUCUCGCCUUUGCGUGUUGUCCUUUUCUUUUUCUUUUUUUCUGGAAUGGAAAGUGUUCCUCCUCGGAUGGUUUGACUGUCCCUCCCACACCGCUCCGUGGAGAAUAACAGCUCGAUCCAGUGAACAUCAGCAACUCAAUUGCAAUGGAAUACUUCGACGAGAAUAUUUUUGUGAAGAAAUAAGGAAGUCUGCAAAGCUACAAGUCCAAGUCAUCCAGUACUUGUCCCAUUGGUAGGUACUCCGGCCAGCUCGCCUCGCCCCUUCAAGUGCUCCAGGUGUUUUUCUGCGACCCCCUCUGGUCCAGGAUGUCCAGGCAGCUCUCCCAGCUUCCAACCCCUGACCUCCCAGCUGGGGCUAGCCCACAGUUUGGAAGUUGCAAUCAGCCAGCAGGCUCCCUUACAGGAGGGCACCACAACUCUAUGGCAGGUCUGAAGUCCCUCUUGCAGCACCCCAUGAAAGGAGACCAGCGUUCAAAAAACACAUGUGAAGUGAAAGGAGACAAAGACAGACUGGACCUUGAUGAAGACUCUUUGGGAGUGUGCCCCAUGAGGAAUGGCAGUGGAAUAGCAAGCAGUAACAACAGCAACGGCUGUGGAGGAGGUGGUGGUGGCAAUGGAAGUGGAAAUUUCAACCAGUUCCUGGGGCCUCUCCUGUGGGAUCGCACCCUGCCUGCAGAUGGGGGCCUCUUCCAGCUUCAGUACAUGGACUUGGAGGAGUUUCUGACCGAAAAUGGAAUGGGCAGCAUGCAUAACAAUAACAGCUCCAGUUCAGCCCAGAUCCCCUCACAGAGCCCCCAGUCAGCUGUGCCCAACCAGAGUUCCCAGUGCCUACCACCCUCAUCCCCACCUGGAUCGUCAUCAUCAUCAUCUCCCUCCUCCUCUUCCUCUCCAUCUCUCAUUGGUUUGGAGGUGGCUCAGCCUCAGAAUCUCACCGGAGGAACCGACUGUCUGCAUGGGAGUCAAACGAACGUGAACGACUCCUGCGAAUCGCCCUCCUCGUCCUCUUCGUCCUCCUGUCCGCCUCUGCUGACGCCCACAGGCAGCGGGCCGGAUGGGAUCGGGAUGUUCGACAUGGAUCCUUCGGACAUGGCCAACAUCGCAAACCAGCCGAACUUCGACCCCCGGAGGCACUCCUUCAGCGAGGAGGAGCUCAAACCACAGCCAAUGAUCAAGAAGGCCCGGAAGGUCCUGGUGCCUGAUAACAUGAAGGAUGAGAAGUACUGGACCAGGAGGUAUAAAAACAAUGAAGCCGCAAAGCGUUCCCGAGACGCACGCCGUCUGAAGGAGAACCAAAUAUCCGUGCGCGCAGCCUACCUGGAGCGGGAGAACGCCGCCCUGCGACAGGAAGUGGCCGAGAUGAGGAAGGAACUGGGCCGGUGUCGCAACAUCCUUAGUAAAUACGAGAACCGCUUGGCUGACCAGUGAUGCCAGCGCGCAGACAAAUCAGGAAAACGGAAUUUAAGCUGGAUUCAAUUCAAGACUGAAUUUCAGGGUCGGCAUUGCUGGACUUAACGGGGUGAACAUGAUGGUGAUGAUGAUGAUGAUGAGUCAGAUGAUGAUGAUUAUGAUGAUGAAUGUAUAAGACGAGGAGAAGGUCUGCGUAUCGAUGCUCAGGUGUCUUUUGUUGAGGUUUCAGCUCUUAAAAGUUGAUGGAUAGAGAGAAUAAUUUAACAGAAGACAGAUGUGACUUUUAAGAGUUUUGUUAUCGGAGAAUUGUAUAUUUUUAUAAUACUUCAGAAAAAAAUUAGAGGGAGAGCAAAUUUGAAGAAUAAUUUUGUAUAUUUUCUACAUGUCUGGGAAAUAGAGACGGGAAAGCUACAGUUAAAACCUUUUUAUUAUAGACGAGUCAGCAGAUGUUUUAACAGGCUGUCAGCCAUCGAUGGGUAUUUUUUUGAUUAUUCUAGUCAGAAUGCAGCAGCAGCAGCAGCAGCAGCGUUGGGGACGCAUGUAACAUUUGUAAUAUAGAGAGCAAAUUAUCUUAAAAUGGUAUAGUUCGAUAUUUUGUGGAUUUUACUCAAGCACUUAAUUUUUUUUUUUUUUUUUUUUUCCUGUCAUGUUUUCGUCACUGGGAAUGGGCAUGCUCAAGAGAGACAGAAUGAGAGACAUGAGGAAACACAUGUAUACAAUCUACCAUUUAUCCUCAACACUUGUCUGCACCAGCCUCAUGUGUUCCUAUUAAGCUAAACAAAUUCAUCCUCUUUUAUUGUCGUCGGUUCCACAACAAUAUAAGCUCUUGUUUAUCAGUUUUAACUAUCUGAAAGUGGUCUCGAGUCCAUGUUUAUAUCUUUUUCCUCGAUCCCAGUGGAGUGCUUUCGGUCUCCUCUGGUGUUAGGUGUUUUCGCCUCAACAUGUCAAAGGCUGCUGUGAUGCACCGGGUUACUCUUCUCCUUUUCAUCCUCUCUUCCAGAGGAUCUCUCUCUGUGUUUCCAGACCCACCGUCUCUAUUUCUGUCUGCUCCCACUUACAGCAGGUCUCCUCACAGUUAUGUGCAAACUCUUCCUAUAAUAUUUUGUCCCUGUGACACUCUCGUACCUGCAGCGGUACAUUAAAUCUCAGUGUUGUAACGUAUUCUAAAAUAGUAGUCGAUCUACCCAGUAAAACGCACAUGGUUACUUUGCUGUACUUUAUGAACACACUUUAAUCAGCAUUAACACCGGGGAGGGGAGGGGUGGGGGGAGAAAUGUUGUGUAUAUUGGAAAAAAGCCUAUGCUAUUUUGUGUGUUUUAUGUAUUCCAGGAGAUGGGCUAAGUGCCCCCAUUGAGUGGAAUUUUGUUAAUUUCUCAGAUUUCUGGGAGAACUAAAAGCCAAAAUUUCCUACGUCGAUCCACAGAGCUUGUUGCUAUUUAGUGCUUUUUUUCAAUACUGCUCCUUCCUUACUGUUUACUCCUGUUAUUGCUCUUUACUUUUUACUGUAUCUAUGAGUUUCUCUGUGUAUCCACAGCACCUACACAGGGGCAUGGUAGACUAUGUUAUGUUCCUGGGGAAGGGAUGACUAGUAAUAGAGUGUGCUUUUAAUCCCCUUAAUGACCAUGAUGAAUAGUUAUCAUUACAACUAUUAUUAUUGUUAUGAUUAUGAUGAUUAUCCCUCUUAUUGUUGUUGUUCUAUAUUAUUGAAUGUUUUUCUUUCUUUGGAUGAACAUGAUCUGUUGCACCUUGAAACAUCUUCGAUCUCCAGUAUUCCUCAGAAAGACUAUUCAAAUGGAGCAAACCCUCAGUCUCUGCUACGCCUCCUUUCUCACCUCCAGCCGGUCAACAUUACCCACUUCUGCUACGGACUCUAUCGCCACUGUUGGUUCUUUCGACCACGGAUUUUUGCAAGUGUGGCUACA
Messenger RNA from Salarias fasciatus (jewelled blenny), 3757 nucleotides. RefSeq names its product D site albumin promoter binding protein b (gene dbpb). Gene Ontology annotation, biological process: regulation of transcription by RNA polymerase II. Gene Ontology annotation, cellular component: nucleus. The transcript has 5 exons. The record is from RefSeq and is a predicted model, not a curated record. The coding region runs from base 735 to 1853 and encodes 372 amino acids. Lineage: Eukaryota; Metazoa; Chordata; Actinopteri; Blenniiformes; Blenniidae. Gene Ontology annotation, molecular function: RNA polymerase II cis-regulatory region sequence-specific DNA binding; DNA-binding transcription factor activity, RNA polymerase II-specific.